CCUCCCGUCCGGGUCCUCCCCGCAGCUCCCGCGUGCACUGAAGAUGGCGCUCGUAGCGGGAAGGUUGCUCCGGGCUACGGUUGCCCGACACGUGAGCACCAUUCCUUGGGGCAUCUCUGCCUCUGCAGCCGUUAGGCCUGCUGCUUCUCGGAGAACAUGCUUGACAAAUGUAUUGUGGUGUGCUUCCAGUCAAGCAAAAUUUGCCUUUAGUACCAGUUCGUCAUAUCAUACUCCUGCCGUCACCCAGCAUGCACCCAAUUUUAAGGGUACAGCCGUUGUCAAUGGAGAGUUCAAAGAACUAAGCCUUGAUGACUUUAAGGGGAAAUAUUUGGUGCUCUUCUUCUAUCCUCUGGAUUUCACCUUUGUGUGUCCUACAGAAAUUAUUGCUUUUAGUGACAAAGCCAAUGAGUUUCAUGAUGUGAACUGUGAAGUUGUCGCAGUUUCCGUGGAUUCCCACUUCAGCCACCUCGCCUGGAUCAACACACCAAGGAAGAGUGGCGGUUUGGGCCAUAUGAACAUUGCACUGUUGUCAGAUUUGACUAAACAGAUCUCCAGAGACUACGGUGUACUGCUAGAAGGUCCUGGUAUUGCACUAAGAGGUCUCUUCAUAAUUGACCCCAAUGGAGUCGUCAAGCAUAUGAGUGUCAACGAUCUCCCAGUGGGCCGAAGCGUGGAAGAGACCCUCCGCCUGGUGAAGGCAUUCCAGUUUGUGGAAGUCCAUGGAGAAGUCUGCCCAGCAAACUGGACCCCAGAUUCUCCUACGAUCAAGCCACAUCCGACUGCUUCCAAAGAAUAUUUUGAGAAGGUAAAUCAGUAGAUCAAUCCCAUGUGCACCUGCAGCGUCUCCAAAGAACCACAGCUGGAGCUCGCUUUUAGCAUUUCAAAGAUGAUUAUGUAUAGAGGGCAAAAAAUGAUUUAUGCUUGCUUUCAUAAAUAUUACUUUAAAUGUUUUGUUUUUGUAACAUUGGCUAAGGCUUUUUAAACAUGGUAGUUACUAACAUGAGUUCUUUAUUGGUAACUUCUUGCUGGCUAGCUAGUUUAUAGACUGCCUAGUUCACGUGUUUCUUAGGUCAUGUCUUCAAUGGGAAACACUCUUCUUAGCCUUACCCGAACCUUUGUGUACACCAGUGUAGUAGAAGUGGCGAAAGCCUCUGAUCAAGAGUCCUGAAAUUUUCUUCUUGAAUUUCUUUGUAUUAAACUGAUUUUUUUUUUUUAAAGUAACAAAGAUCAUAGUUUUUAAGUUUUUAGCAUCAGCAGUCUAAUUUAACUCUUGGAGUGGAGAUGUAUGUGAUUGAAACAAAUGUGAAUCAUGUUUUUAAAAAGACACGGUGGCAAAGUGACUUAACCGAUCAUGCAUGUUCGUCAUCCCUGGGAUUUGUCGUUUCUAUAGUUAUUUUACUUAUUUUAUUUGUUAGCUGACUUAGUGUCUGCAUACAUGUCUAAAUAUUGAUUGAAGGUAAUUAUAGAGGAUAUUUAUUGAAUCCAGGGAUUGCAUUUUGAAAUCAUUGUAAUUAUAUUUCCUGAAGUGAUCAAUGUAAAGUAUGUAAUAAAAAAAAUAAACAUAUUUUAAAAUA
This is a messenger RNA of Miniopterus natalensis, 1574 nucleotides long. RefSeq names its product peroxiredoxin 3 (gene PRDX3). Gene Ontology annotation, cellular component: mitochondrion; cytosol. Gene Ontology annotation, molecular function: thioredoxin peroxidase activity. The record is from RefSeq and is a predicted model, not a curated record. Gene Ontology annotation, biological process: cell redox homeostasis; hydrogen peroxide catabolic process; cellular response to stress. NCBI's taxonomy places the organism in Eukaryota, Metazoa, Chordata, Mammalia, Chiroptera, Miniopteridae.